GUGUUGAGCAGUUCACAGAAAAACCGGUGACAGGUUGCAAUUCCAACGUCGAACGUAGGAUCGACCAUUUGUUGCAUCAUAUUGGUGAUAAAACUCUCCGUAGCAGAACUGAUGAAUCAAGUGAACGAUAACUGAAAGGGCAGUAAUUCAAUACAGGAUUCAAUUUAGGUUUAUUUAGUUGGUUUAGUGCUGCUGACCGGUAGUGCACAAAAACAAGCUUUUUUCCUGUGUUUUGAAAAUUGACGUUGCUAAUCUAAUUGAAUGAAAAAUGACCGAACAGCUGAACUAGACCGUGUGCAAGUGAUUGUAAAAUUUGUUUGAAUUCGCUUAUAAAUUGGUGAAGUGAAUCUGGCUGACAGGGAGCGAAAAAACGGAAAAUGACUGUUGGCACUAUUCGCUAUCGAGCCAAAUCCGCUUUGAUGGUGGCCUUUGCAGUUUGUUUCUGCUUAGAUUAUGUUAAAGGCGGUUGCCUUAGCUACGGUCACUCCUGCUGGGGAGGACAUGGCAAACGGUCCGGUCCACCUGGACGUGCAGUUGCAGUCCGAACAAUUCCGGCCCCGCCAGUUUCAUCGCCCGAUUUACUGUGGCCCAACAUCGAGCAAAGUGACCAAACAGCAGCAGGGAAUAAUGGGGGUGUCUUCGAGAUACCAGCCGGCUCCGUUUACUACCAACCGAGGAUUAGAGCGUUCCGAUUUCGGCCGGAAGAUGUAAUGAACCUACCUGAAGUCGAUGUGGCAGAUGCAUCUUCAUUGGCCUCGGACGAAAAUUAUGCGGACAGAUCUACAAAAUCGACCAUUGAAGACACCGGAAGGGUCGUUGAAUCGGAGUUUCAAAAAAGCCCCAACAACCGAGAGGACCAUUUACGGUCGGAGCUACAGCGCCGCAAAGUGAUGGCCGCUCUGCUGGCGACCGCAACUGGAACCGAACCGGGCGAUUUGGAUGAGAACAGCUACGAACGACUUUUUCUGAACCCCGGUGUCGGUGCCGGGCUGCGGGAACCUAAUCAUAACAAACUGCUGAAACUGUUGGGACUUAACGCCCAAGUACGGAAGUACGGUCGAAGCUCGUAAAGAGUUCGCGAGCUGGAUCAAGAUACUGACACAUGAUUUUUUUUGUUUUACACUUUCGAGUGGGUGGAAAGUUUAUAAUCGUUAUUGCUGUCGUAGAUUCAGUAACACAUCAUAUUAACAGUACGUGCCGAUGCCAGUGCUGCCCAUCGUUAGGCUGGAAGCUGGGCAGGACUCGCUUGCACGCCGAGGCAUUUCUUCUAUUCAGGAUUUGGGAUGAUUCAGCGGAUGAUCUCAUCAUACUUCCUAACUUAUAACACACGAUUAUUGCUAUUCGAACAAACGUAAGGUUAAUGCAAUUUGUUGAUGAAAAAAAUUGAGUGCUUGUAUAUAGGCUUUUUUUAGUUGAUAAGAAUCUGAGCCUUCGUCGUCAUUUUUUUUAUUUGCCUUCGAAAUCCCUAUCGAAAAGAGGGGGCAAAGACCUAUGAUUGAAGUUAGGGAUAUGCUGUUGCAUAUCAUACGAACAACUCUAAGCCAGACUCUGGUAAUUUUCCUCUAUUGGUCCCGUAAGAGUAGUUGAAGAUUAAUUGAACUCAUGUGUUUCUGAUGCAUCAUCUUGAGAAGAAAAAAAAUGCUGCGUUGAAACAAGCAUCAUGACAAGGAUUUUAAUUAGGAUGUACUGCUGUUACCUCACUCAUAUCAUUUUCCAGGGCACAAUUCCCGAUAAUGCAACAGAUUGUACAUGCUACAGGGGUUAUCGGAAGACUACGAAUCGAUCGAAAAUUAUCUUCCAAUAACCGAACUUCUGUGAAAAUUGAUUGUCGUGAAAACUAACUGUUUCCUGCUCCACGUUUGAUUUUAGGAGAUUUCAAUUCGCACGGAAUGAUGUGGGGUUCCGUUUACAAUGAUAGCAGAUCAUCUCUAAUAUAUAAUAUUUGCGACAAUUUUAGCAUGACGGUACUAAAUAUGGGUAGCAUGACACGGAUCCCAAGACCUCCUGCACGUCCAAGUGCAUUAGAUUUAUCUCUUUGUUCGACUUCAAUUCGACUAGAUUGCACCUGGAAAGUAUUUCCUGAUUUACAUGGUAGCGAUCAUUUACCAAUCAUCAUCUCAAUUACCAGUAA
Messenger RNA from Malaya genurostris, 2131 nucleotides. RefSeq lists its product as uncharacterized. The coding region runs from base 378 to 1070 and encodes 230 amino acids. Lineage: Eukaryota; Metazoa; Arthropoda; Insecta; Diptera; Culicidae. The transcript has 4 exons. The record is from RefSeq and is a predicted model, not a curated record.